UAGGCCUCUAAACGACGCCGUUGCUCUCAACAGCAACCAACGGCGUAACCAAAACCUCUGAAGUGUUUACCUCUCUUCCGCCCUUUCUCUCUCUCUCUCUUCCCCAUUCUUGUGCAACGAACAAGCAGGAGCAGCAGCCGCCGCCUCUCACUCUCUCUAUAAUUCUCUCUCACUCUUUAGAAGUCUUCAUUCCUUUCUCCAGCUUCGCCUCUCUAAGAGCAACUGUUUAUGGGGUCAAGGCUGCUGUGACUGUCAGUCGAGUCUGAAGUUUGAGGAUGCGAGCUGUGAUUGAGGGGUUACAAUUGUAAGUUAGAGGUUUGUGUAUUUUGAGGAUGGGUUCUGCUUGUUGUGUUGCUGCUAGAGACAAGACUAUAACAAACACUGCUAGUAGCGAAAUUGUACAUCGUAAUAUUCGGUACUCACCAACAUGGAGCUUUCGGUGGGAUAACCGAGUGGGGGUAGCAGCUGAAGAGACCUCUGUAAGUUGGUUUUCUGAUGGUGUUAGCAGAAAUGAUGGAUCGGAAGUUAAAUUUGAGUCGGCAUGUGUAUCUGAGGAGGGAAGUCCAUUAGAACAUUUUCGAAGACAUACACAGCGAAAAUCCUCAAUUUCUGAGGGAACUGCCGAGCAUGUCAGGACUCCUACUUCAGAUCGAUCCAUUUCAAGAAAUAUUUCCAUGGAUGCAACUCUUGAACAGACAAAAGAACCAGCAGAGUCCCCUACCGUUUCAUAUCCAUCCCCGACAAAAUUAUCAGUUUUGCAGCCUUCUACUUCAUCCUUGCCCGCAUCCCCUUUGUCAUCCCAGAGUCACCUGCCUCUUGCUAGCUCAACGCCAGUGAGGUGGCGCCCCUGUUCUCCAGGACAUCAGCUAUUAAGGCAAGUAUCUGAUGCCCGAGUCCCAAGAAUCAAGUCACCAAACAGCUUCUCAAUUUCUGAGGAAAAGGCAAAGCUUCCCUCAUGGAGCAAUGAAUCUGCUAGGGGCUCUCGUGGUGGGUCUUCUGAUAGUUGGUCUAUGAAUGCAUUUUCCGAGCUCAUGGCCACAUCUAAUAGAGAAAGGUGGUCUUUUGAUAGUGAGUCCUUUGGCUUUAAUUGUGAGAAGAUAACUAGACCCAGUAGCAGAGUUUCAGCUUCACCCUCUGUUGAUUUGCAGACAUGUGGAGUUUGCUCAAAGCUUUUGGCUGAGAAAUGUUCAUGGAGCAGCCAAAAGAUUAUUGCAACCAAUGAGCUUUCUGUGGUUUCAGUGCUAGUUUGUGGACAUGUUUAUCAUGCCGAGUGUUUGGAGAAUCUGACACCUGAAAUUAACAAGUAUGACCCAGCUUGUCCAGUGUGUACUUUUGGGGAGAAACAGAUCCACAAGUUGUCUGAAAAAGCAUUGAAAGCUGAAAUGGAUUUGAAGUCUAGAAACAAGAAAUCGAGGAACCGGGUGUUAGAUCUUGAUGGCGAUUCUGCUGUGUUUGAUCACUUGAAAAGCACCGGAAAUCAAGGAAGGGGUCCCAAGUUCGGAUCCAGUUCCAGCAUGAGAAGCACCUUGGGAAAGCCAUUUUUGAGACGGCACUUCUCAUUUGGCUCCAAGAGUGCUUCGCUAUCAGAUAAUCAUUCUACUAGAAAGAAAGGGUUCUUCUGGGCAAAAUCCAGCAAGAUGUGAGCUCACACUAGGAUGUUUAGGAGGUGAGGACAUCUGUUUCUCGUGUAAUAUUGCAUGCAUCGUUAAAUCAGUGAAACAAACUAAUCUGCAUUUAGCAUACCUACACAAGUCCUACACCUUUCUUGCACCAGGACCAUAAAUUUGAAAGCCUCCAAAUACGGGGGCGAUGUUUAUCGUCUUUAUUUUCUCAAGGGUUCUUAUGGACUCGGUAUUGUUAUUUUAUACAGAUUUUGGUGUUGGUUCUUCUUUUGCAAUCUCAGUUGGACUUGUGAAGAGCGCAUUCAUCAAGACAUUGUAAACAUCGCAGAACUGCAUCUUGACAUUCGACAGGGUUAGCUUUAUGAAGUUAAAACUGUAAAGAAGAGAACGAAUUUAUAUUACAGUUGUUUAUAGAAAGAAAAAGAGAGCAGAAUUGAAAUGCUGAAAGGAAAUGUGAUCUGAUUCUUACUGUUGUACAGAUUUUCUUCUGUGUGAAUUCAUACUUGAAUUUAUCGAAAUGAACUUAUGCAUGGCAAUUGGAUCCUGGAUUUGCUUGAGAGGCAACAAAACUGUAUGGUAUGUUGUGCAAUGAUUUUUCUAUCAAUUAUAUACUAAAUCGUUUAUUGGCAUGA
Molecule: messenger RNA, 2254 nt
Organism: Malus domestica (apple)
Lineage: Eukaryota; Viridiplantae; Streptophyta; Magnoliopsida; Rosales; Rosaceae
Source: RefSeq, a predicted model, not a curated record